AUGGAGUCCAACAACUUACUGCAUUCAACCUUCCAAACUCUAGUCGAGACAAAGCACGCCCACGGAAUUCUCUAUCAUAUCUUGGGUCUCGGCGAAUUGAGCAGACGCAUCUCGGCCAUUGCCGCUCAACACUAUAAUCGUGACUCUCCCCAGGCGCCCGCGUUCUUCCACGCCUUCGUUCAAUCGUAUUACCUUGAAGGUGAUCACAAGCCACGCAUACCUCUCGUACACAACGCCAUUGCCUUCUAUGCGCAAUCGACUGCUCCUCAAGCGUCUUCUCAAGUCGCGCACACGUACUCGUCGGAUAGCGGUCAGCGAUGGCACAUCAUUGACGUAGAGACAAACGACCUGUCACUUAUCGUACCGCUGCGUGUUUACGUCCCUUAUCGCUCGUGUGCGCCUGGCCGUUCUGCCUUGGUUCUCGACAACAUCCGACCUCUCCCUUUCUGGAUCGUUAGAAGCGGCGGUUUGGGCGUGCCUUUGGCGUCUAACGAUCUUGUCUCGCUUCGCAAUCAAGACUGGCGGUUUACAAACAUCGACGGAAGGAUGCGGUCCACGGUCAUGGUUAAGAUAGAGUGGCCGGGUUACCCGCGCUGGCAAUCGCAGAUCAGGAUGAGACUCAACAACUUAUCCGGGGAGUCCUACACCUUCAAGCGUCUUGUAAGACAGGUUCUGGCCAAGAUCCGCAAGUUCAUAGCGGAGCACAUGAACGUUGUAAGCGAAGAGCCACACUGGGCAGUCGGAGAGGCUGGCGGUGGCCGAAUCACGGCUCACGAUCUCGUCCUACUCGGCAUCAUCGAAGUAUCCCGAGGUGCAGUGAUGCCGAUCCUGAAACUUCGCGAUGAUUUCGUUUUCGCAGACUCGAUCCCGACGCCGGCAGCGCCGAUUACGACGACGAUGGUCCCACCCUUCGAUCCUCAAGGUGCCUUCAACAACCCAAUUCCCGCAUUCCCUUCCGGAGCGGACGUGCCCGAUAUAGAUGGGCUCGACCAGCUUGCCUACGCAGACCUAUUCGGCGACGUCAGUCUUGAUAGUGAGAUGCAAGCGCUCCUCGACCAUUACUUCCCAUUGCCAGACGCUGGCCUGGCCACGAACGCGAGCUUUGAGGGGUAUUGA
This is a messenger RNA of Peniophora sp. CBMAI 1063, 1116 nucleotides long. The record is from the annotation of a GenBank genome assembly. NCBI's taxonomy places the organism in Eukaryota, Fungi, Basidiomycota, Agaricomycetes, Russulales, Peniophoraceae.